AUGUUUGCGGUUCCUGUCUGUGUGGUGAUGGGAUGGAUGAUUGGUGCACCAAUGGACCUCUCUCACUCUUCUCGAUACAAUAUUAUUUAUUCCAUGUCUAAUUGUUUUUGUACCUCAGAGGUUCGUUGCAAUGAAAUACUUCUGCUGGAUGAUUUCUACAGACGUGGUAUGCCAAAUUGGAUGCCUGAGGAUGCUCUAACUGGCAGUGAUAAGCUGCUAUACUACGAGUUGAAAGAAUCAGAGGUUGAACAAGAAAAGGAAUGGCUUCAUCUCUACGCUCAACUCGCUUUGUUGUUCUUGGGAUUUUACCCGGAGCAUGACAGAGAAGAGACAGUUGAGCUGAGAAAGAUAGUUGUGCAAACCAAAGAAGAUGUGGAGUCCAAGAACAAGGCCAGAGCCAAGAAUGCAUUCUUCUACAUUACCUUCAAAUGCAGUGGUGGUCAAGACUACAAGGCUAUCGUAAGGAGAACAACGGAGCAAUGGCCUGAGCAUAUGGCGCUUUUAGUCGAGUCAUUCAUGUGA
This is a messenger RNA of Microthlaspi erraticum, 522 nucleotides long. NCBI's taxonomy places the organism in Eukaryota, Viridiplantae, Streptophyta, Magnoliopsida, Brassicales, Brassicaceae. The record is from the annotation of a GenBank genome assembly.